AUGCCUGCGAUGGAGACUCCACGUCUUAGCAAGGGAUGGCGCUCUUUUUUCUUCAUCGUUUGCGGAGUGUACUCGCUAGGCUUUCUCCAAAGUUUUCCCUUUCUGACCGCCAUCCGCAUGCUUUCUCACUCGCAGGGGCCUGUACGUCACAGUCUGUCGCAGAUCUACCCGACUAACUGCCAUCGAGGGUCACAGUGGUUUCCGCGGGAGGCGCAUUGGGGAGGCCUGAGAAAGUUGGCAUCUUCAGAGGUACGAAGCUUUUCACAAUUUCUUGGCAUUCCUGAACAUGGGCUCAUCGGCCCUAGCAGUCGGCUUUACGGACCUUCGGCGUUCACAAAGCUGCGACUUGGUGGGAAUACGAGUGCGCCACGCCACCGUAGGUUGGAAGCCGCACGAAGAGGACAGGGUCCGCUUGAUCCUAGGAGGAGCAUUCGGAAGGUGCCCAAAAGAGCGAUUGAUAAGGCCUCUAGCAAUCCCUGUUCUGGAGCUGAGUCUCAGAAGAAUGCCGCUUUGGCACUGCGCCUAGCGGCCUUGAGAAAGGUUAAGGAGACCGAAGAGGCUAAAAGUGCCUUCCCUGUGGCCUUGCGUUUGCCGCAUCCUGAACUUGUUGCGGGAGUCACCUACCGCCGCCUCGGUUCCCCGCUGGCACAGCAGAUAGGGCGGCACGAGCCGCGGCAAAAGAGUGGACAUAAGGAGCAGUAUGAGCAGCAGCGAGUUCAGCAGGAUGGACCGCUAGUCAGCAGUCUAUGCGUAGGUACAUCUCUGAUUGGUGGCAACAUGAUGCAGGGGGACGAAGAAGCCUUCAAGAUGCUGUGCACAGCGUAUGAGGACUAUGGUAUUAAUUUCUACGAUGUAGGAGAGCUCGACCCACUGCCCCACGCCCCACAGCAUUGUGGCAGUGGCCACCGAGGGGUCUUGCGUAGAUUUUUUCGAAAGUAUAGGGGCCUUGGAGGUGGAAGAAGCGGAACGAGCAUUUCGGCUUCUCCUGACAAAGCUGCUGCGUCUUCCGCAACAGCAGCUACAUUUCCAGCUACAGCAGUUGCUGCUGAAGGGCAUUUGCGCGCAGAGGCCCAGCAACUGUGUGUCUCAGUGCGGCUACUUAGUGGCUCAUUGGGAGCCUUUGACUACGAGCGGCUUGCCCUUGAACGGAAGCGAAAAGAGGCGGUAGGGUGUGCUGCUGCUCAUGAGGCGGCCGAAGCUGGAGCUAGUGCUUCAGAAAUUGCUGCUGCUGCCGCUGCUGCGGUCAAAGCCGCCUCUCUAACGGUUGGGAGAGAAACAGAAGGCAGCAUCCGCUGGGCGAGACCCAUGGGCUGGUGGGCUCGGGAGCCAUAUGGGACUCAACAACUGACGGCGAGAGAUUUGGAAGCAGCAGUUGACAACAUGCUGAAUAGGCUGGGAAUUGACUGCAUCGACAUUCUCCAGCUGUCCGACCCUAACCGCUACGUACCCCGCCAGGAGCUCGGAGAAGAUACUUAUUGCUGGGGCCUAGAGAGGCCGGAUGCGGUACCCAUUGAAGAGCAGCUGGAAAUGCUUUCGGGCCUGAUGCAAAAGGGGAAGGUGCGCUAUAUAGGCGUCAGCAACGAAACGGCGUUUGGGAUUUUCAAGUGGGUUCAAGCUGCAGAGGAGAUGAGCUUGCCACGGAUCGUCUCCUCUCAGCACCUGUACAACAUAAUGCACCGCAACGAGUUAGAGACUUCAGGCAUCCCUGAGAUAGCUUCGAGGCUUGGUGUGCCUGUGCUCGCCUACGGGGCCCUUGCGGGAGGCAUUUUAACUGGGAAGUACCUCGACCCGGAGAGGUUUCACUCGAAAGGCCCCGAUGUGAGGCAGGGACAGGACGAGCUGGAAAGUGGCAUCGGAACCUACCGAUACAGGCAGCCGGAAGAUUUCGGUUACCUUUCGUACGGGCCGUCUACUGGGCGGGCAAACUUGUGGCCGUCUACUUACCAUACGCACAGGUCUGUUUGGGCCCAGUGGUUGAUGGGGGAGCUGGUAAAGGCAGGACGCGAAUACGGACUGACGGCAGCUCAACUCGCCCUUUGCUGGGUUUACUCCAGGCCCUUCGUUGCUUCCACCAUCAUCGUACCUAGGACAUUAGGCCAACUGCGGGAAAGCGUGCGGACGCAGAACUACGCCAUGCACAAUUCCCUGAGUCAGCACCUGCACGAGCUGUAUAUGCAUUACUCUGCCCCCACAAUGGGCGGCCCUCAGCUGCUGAGCCACUUGCCUGACCCAGAGUGCAAGGCGCAACCGCCCCUAUCUCAGUCUGACUUCAUGAAGUGGGGGAAGCAGCCCAUUUGGAGCGGCGGCACAUACUGGGACAACUGGCCGCAACCAGUUCUCGCGGAAAAGUUGGAAUAUUACGACAGACUGGAUUUGGCGCGCGAGGUUAAGGCUGCUGCUGGAGCCCUCGACGACCCUUCUGAUGAGGGAGUCAUUAAUGUGCGGCUGUGGAGAGAGAGGCUGGAUGAAGGCUUGCCCGGGGAGUACUUUGCGGUGAAGGAGCAAAAGCUGUUUGGUUGGGAUCAGCACACAGUGGAUGGAGGUAUGCUGAGAGAAAUGACGGCGAGUGAGAAGCAAGAGCAGCAUCAUUUCGACUGGCACCUGUGCUGGAAAGGCGGAAAGGUACAACGUGUACCAACGACGGAUUCUAUGAAGGCGUUCUACGGCAACUGGAAGGCUACAAGCGAAGUGAUUCACGACAACUUCAAGGCCUUCAAAGACCUGACUCUACACCGCGAACAAUUGGGAGAUCUUGUGCCCGAAUUGUGGAACCGAUGGGAUUACGACUUAAUUGCGAAGAGAUGCUACGAAAAACAUGGGAUUGACAUUUACGAACCGAAGUUGUGGGAUAAUCUUGAGCUUGGGGAGACAAGCAACACGCGAGCACAUCACGAACGCCUUGCCCAUACGCGUGCCUUUUGGUACUUCGAGCACGGUGGAUAUCCUAAUAAACCUUUAAGCCAGCAAACAGGCUCAGAUACAUAUCCCAAGUAG
Messenger RNA from Eimeria tenella, 2994 nucleotides. RefSeq lists its product as uncharacterized. Gene Ontology annotation, cellular component: cytosol. The record is from RefSeq and is a predicted model, not a curated record. Lineage: Eukaryota; Apicomplexa; Conoidasida; Eucoccidiorida; Eimeriidae. Bases 1 to 2994 code for a protein of 997 amino acids. The transcript has 19 exons.